UUGUCCAUUUUAUUAUUUUUCGGACACAAGAGAGAGAAAGUAGUCGCGUUUCAGCUCACUUGUCCGAAACUCAGUCCUCUCUAACCCUAGAAUUCUUCAGCAACUGAACUCCGAACAGAUAAUCCGCCGGAGAGGAAACAAACACCGUUUUAAAUAUCCGAAAAUUUUGGGUUAUAUAAUUAAAAGCAAAGAUAAUAUACACAUAAAUGGCAUCUCUGGAAGAUACUGCAGCAGCUGCAACAAAAACCCUAUCCGAAGAUCCUGCAACCGAAAUGGGCGGGUCGGGUUCUAAACCGAAAGAAAACGGGUCUGGAUCUUCCGAUAUCGGAAAAGACAACGGCGGUGAACUAGUUUUCGAAACCAAAGUUGUAGAAAAAGACGAGAAUGACCUCCAAAUGUUGAGUGAUGGUCCUAAUGUUGAGGUGGCAUCUAACGGAGUCAAUGGAGGUAGCAAAAAUUCGAAUAAUCAAGAUUAUGUAUUUCGUGUGGGUGAUUUAGUUUGGGGUAAGAUUAGAAGCCACCCGUGGUGGCCCGCUCAAAUAUACGAUCCGAAAGAUGCUUCGGAGUUCGCGUUGGAAAUUAAGCAAGAGGGGCGUUUUUUGGUGGCGUUUUUCGGCGAUGGUUCUUGUUCGUGGUGCUCGCCCUCGCAAUUGAUACCCUUUGUGGAGAAUUUUACCGAGAUGGCGAUUAAUUAUAGCAGCACGUCUUCUAGAAGCUUCCGGACCGCCGUAGAAAGUGCCGUCGAAGAAGUUUCCAGGCUCGUGGAAUUGGAGAUGACUUGUAAUUGUGCGACGGAGGAGAAAAAAACCCGUCUUGCUUGUUGCCCGGUGGUGGAAAAUUCCGGAUUGAAAGAAGGGGUUUUAAUGCCGAAAGUGGAUUUCAAUAGACUUUCGAUCCCUGAAUUUGAAUCCAAAAAAUUGCUCGAAAAAGUGAAGCAUUUGGCGAAAUCAUCUCGUGUCGAAAAUGCCCUUGAAAAUAGAGUCUUGAAAAGUUGGUUGUCUUCGUAUUAUUGUUAUAAAGGCGGUUACGAUUAUCAUUUGGCCGAAUAUCAAGAACCUCUUUAUAUCGAAGGUCUCGAAGACAAGAAUAAGAAUGGCGAUGACGUGGCAGAUGAUUUUAGUGUUCCGAUCGAGGUUCCUCUCAUGGGCCCACGUGAAGAUGACGGGAUUAUUUUUUCUUCAUCGCCGAAUAAGACUGCUCAUAAAAGAAAGCAGAAAAGUGUAGCUGAGCUUAUGGGAGAGAACAAGAAUAUUACCGUUCCCGAAGAAACGAAGAAGACAUCCUCUCACAAAAGAAAGAAGAAAACCGAUGCGGAAAAUGGCGGUGCUUUGUUAGUAGGAAUAAAGCCGAAGGAAAUCGAAGGUGGUGAAGGCAAGGAGGUGGAAUCUGAGGGGGUGACCACCCCUAGGGAAAGGAAGAAGAGUAAAUACUUAUCUCCCCCAUACACGAAUCCCACAUGGAGAGUCGGAAAUUCGAGCUUUAAGACAACAGAGCCGGCAGCUGAGAGCAACGACAAAAUUACGAAAAUACCCCCGAGUGUCGAAAACGUUGCUAUAGUGGAGAAGGCAUCGGAGAAGAAUCUAACCAAUGGGAAGCUCGAAGAGCCCGAAAUUUCUGUCGAGACGACCCCAAAGACAAUAAUCAAGAACGACGAGAAAAAAUUGACUUUUAAUGUAUCGGAUGUCGGUGCUUCGGUUAGCGAGUUAUUAUCUGAGAUACAAUUGGCUGCGGUUGACCAUCUUCACUUGAGCAAAGAGGGCUCGCUCGAUAUGGUGUGGGCUUUUGUUUCUGCACUUAGAAGCUCGACUUAUUUACAAGGGUCCGACUAUAAAAUGUACCGAAAGUGCAAAACUCGUGGGAAGAGGAAGUCGAGACUGUCUCAGCUAGGCGAUGUAAAAGAUGACGUCAUCGAGAAGAAGGCGAAAUCAUCGGACGAGACGAAAGUGGAUGAUUUGGGUGAUGACGGACAAGAACAAGAAGAAGACGACUGUCUGAUUUCGGAUGUCGGUUUGGUGAGGCAGAAGCUGGAAAUAAUGACGGCUAUUAUGGAGAAUUAUUAUUCGAAGUUUUCGGCAGAGGACAAAGGUAGCUUGAAGAGUGAAGUGAAAGAACUGAUGGAGAAAGUCGAGACAGUUAGCGAGAAGGUAAGAGUUAUGGCUGAGAAUACCUCGUCUUGAAUAACGUUUCGUGUACCGGUAUGAGGCGUGUGUGUGUUUGUCUGUUGAGUGGUCUUUGAAUUUGUUGGAUUUGUUUUUUUCUAGUUUAUGUUUAAGAGGAUAAGUAAUAUUUCCUUUUUUUUUUUUAAUAGCAGUCUUUAUGUAUACUGUAGUAAUAAGAUGAGUCUUUAUGGCACAUUGUUGUUUUUCUUCAAAUGGUUAUUACUUCUUGCACU
Messenger RNA from Erythranthe guttata (spotted monkey flower), 2392 nucleotides. The record is from RefSeq and is a predicted model, not a curated record. NCBI's taxonomy places the organism in Eukaryota, Viridiplantae, Streptophyta, Magnoliopsida, Lamiales, Phrymaceae.